UAUGGUGAAAUCGCCGCAUGACAGUUGCACAGGAAAAAAUUAAGAAUUAUGAAGUAAGAUAUUUUUCAACUUAUUGUGCUUAAAUGACAGCAGGAAAAGAAACCAUGGGAGAGCAGCCGAUUUUCACGUGCAAAGCGCACGUGUUCCACAUAGACCCCAAGACGAAACGAUCCUGGAUGUCGGCCAGCUCGGCGGCGGUGUCGGUCUCGUUCUUCUACGAUUCUUCGAGGAACUUGUACCGUAUCAUCAGCGUUGAGGGAACGAAGGCGGUCAUCAAUAGCACGAUAACGGCUAAUAUGACGUUCACGAAGACGUCUCAGAAGUUCGGUCAGUGGAGCGACGUGAGAGCGAACACCGUGUACGGACUGGGCUUUGCUUCGGAAGCGGAGCUAGGGAAGUUCAUAGAGAAGUUCCAAGAGGUAAAGGAGGCGAUCCAGGCGCAGCAGUGCGGCGGCGCGAAGGCUACGAACGGCUCCGGCGCCGCCACGCCCGUCGCCUCCGCCACCGCCAGCCCGCUACUGGCCGCGCGCGCCGCCGACGAGCCGCCGGCUCCCGCGCAGCCCAAAGUUGAGGACGAUGCAAUGAUGGUGCAUCAACGAGCCCAUUCUGUAUCAUCUACGUUACAGGGUGGGUACGCGACAGUCGGGCGAGCUCCGCGCGGGCCCCCCGCUGCGCCCGAGAGCGGCGACUCCGCUGAACAACAACUUCGCUACGAGAACGAUCGCCUCAAACUGGCUCUAGCGCAGAGUUCGGCGAACGCUAAGAAAUGGGAAGUGGAAUUAGCGACACUGAAGAGCAACAAUCUCCGGCUCACGGCUGCUUUGCAAGAAAGCACCGCCAACGUAGACGAGUGGAAGCGACAACUGCAUCAGUACAGGGAGGAGGUGGCCCGUGCGAGACAUUACGCUACGGGGAAAGGUGGUGAUGCAAACGAAGUAGAACAACUGCGACAGCGCGUUGCUCAACUAGAAGCCGAACUGGCGCAGAAAAACGAGGAACUAGCUCAGAUCACCAAGUCUAAGAAAAGUGAGCAGGACGCAGAAGCCAAACUGGCCCAAAGUCAACUGGAACUCGCCUUAGCCGCACAGGACGGUCAGAGACAAGUGAUCCAGGCCCUGAACGAUCAACUUGCUCGGCAGAUUGACGAACUGUCGAACAUCCACCGCGAGAUAAACACGGCGUUGCAAACAUGAGAGCGCCGCUUGCCGCUUCUGCUUCGAGAGCGGAACUGAACAACGCUCUCGGUAUUUCCGAAGGUGCAAGAGUUUUUUUGAACGUUACGAUCGUCUUUCUGUUGAUAUGUUUCGUAUUGUGGUUCCUUUUGAAGAUCGUCGAGUGUAUUUUUGUCUAAUGUUUACGCGAAUUUCACUCAUUAUAAUAAAA
Melitaea cinxia (Glanville fritillary) is the source of this 1383-nucleotide messenger RNA. RefSeq names its product homer protein homolog 1 (gene homer). Gene Ontology annotation, molecular function: G protein-coupled glutamate receptor binding. Gene Ontology annotation, cellular component: plasma membrane; cytoplasm; dendrite. The record is from RefSeq and is a predicted model, not a curated record. The transcript is spliced from 10 exons. The coding region runs from base 84 to 1193 and encodes 369 amino acids. Gene Ontology annotation, biological process: regulation of store-operated calcium entry; G protein-coupled glutamate receptor signaling pathway. Lineage: Eukaryota; Metazoa; Arthropoda; Insecta; Lepidoptera; Nymphalidae.